Molecule: messenger RNA, 4088 nt
Organism: Xenia sp. Carnegie-2017
Lineage: Eukaryota; Metazoa; Cnidaria; Anthozoa; Malacalcyonacea; Xeniidae
Product: BAI1-associated protein 3-like
Exons: 36
Coding region: 292-3876 (1194 amino acids)
Source: RefSeq, a predicted model, not a curated record
UUGUUAUUCGCCUUUGUCCUGGUGUGCAAAUGUGACAUACAAAGGUCACGUCAAUAGACAAAAAAACAAUAACGAACAAAUUCCUUUGGUUGUAAUCAUCAGAGAAUACGAGAUAUUAGUGGCUAUUGUUUAUGGCAAGUUUGCACACAUGAAAGGAAACUAAUAUUUGCUCGUGGUCGAUUUCCGCAGCAAUAUAAUGAAAAUUUAUUCACACUUGUGCUAAAAAAAUUGGUAUGAGUCUCAUGACCGUGCUCUCGUUUUCGAAAUCAGUUAAAACGAAAUUCGUACAACAUGUCUCUUAAUGAGUCAGUGAGACAAGUGCUUAAAGAAUGGCAUGACACUAUUAGCAAGACAAACAAACAACAAUUUCAACCAUUCUGGCAGUCACAACUAGAGAAGCUCCGCCGCUUAAAACCAAACGAGUCCAAUGCAAGUGUUAGCGAGGAGGAAAGUACAACUUGGUAUACGGGAGAAAACACUGACAGUCAAAGAGCAUUGCAAUUGGACAAUGGGUUUUUUGAAAUUAUUACUGAUUUGGACUGGAAAAAGCAGACAAUUAAGCCUCAAUCACAAGCAGUAGAGAAUUUACCAUCACUGCCAGAUGAAACUGAGGAAGGUUCUGGUGAUGAUGAAGUGUUACCUUCAGAUGAGAAAGAGAAAACCCUCACAGAUGAGGAGAAAUGUGUUGAACUUUACAGUGAAUUAUUGUUCAUCAUAAGAAAUCAGUUUGUGUCUGAACAACAAAGAAAAGAUGUCCCCUCACAAGGCGAGAUUUAUGCCUAUGGUCAAAAGGUGUUUGGAAUUGAUCAAGAAAAACAUCGGGAAUUAUUCUCCCGUGUGAAAGAACGCAAGCCUCCUACGUGUCACGUUGAAGUCAACGUUGUUGAGGCAAAAGGCGUUGAAGCAAAAGACGCUAAUGGUUUUAGUGAUCCAUAUUGUAUGCUUGGUAUUGUCAUUGAUGACUUGUUUGAUCGUAAGUUAAAGAAAAAAACAAGUAAGACAAGAACAGUUUCGGAGCAGUUGGAUGAGGAUAUUAUUAAACUCACUUCGGUUAGAAGGAAGACGUUGAAUCCGAAAUGGAACGAAAUAUUUAUUUUGAAAGUAAAUGACGUCAUGAAAGAAACAUUACAUUUGGACAUAUGGGAUCACGACGAGGAUACGGCAUUUCUUGAUAAGGAAAACAAAAUCACACAAAUAAAAGGCGUCGCUGGCGUAGGACGUUUCCUAAAACAAGUUGUCCAAUCAAGUAAAAAGUGUGCUGGUGGUAGCAUGGAUGAUUUUCUAGGCUUUGUAGAAGUUCCAAUCAAGGACAUUCCAUCUGGUGGCGUUGACAAAUGGUUUCCAUUGCAAGCAAGAUCAGCGAAGUCAAAAACAAGUGGAGAUUGUCAUCUUGUUCUUAGACUCGUCGGUGUUCAAAGCGAUAAUGGCAUUCGAAAAGAAUCUUCAAAGACCAGCUCAUCCAGCAGUGUCAGUUACUCGGUUUUUCUGAAGUCAUUUGUAGUUUAUGACGGAGAUCAUGCUGGGGAUGACGUGUUCGGAAGUGGAGAAAUUUCCAGAUUUGCUCAAUGGGUAUUGCAUCAAUAUGCAAUUCAAAAUAACAUCUCUCACUUACAAAAAGCCAUAAGUGAAUGGGAAGUUUACAGUUGGUAUCAUCAAACACGUUCAUUAAAGUAUUCUUUCUUGGAGAAAUUGUUGUCGAGUAUAAAUAAUAAGUGGAAAUCUGGCGAAUUGUCUUCAGCUGAUGAGGAAAUGUUUCAUCAGUCUUUGGAUUCUUUUGUUGAAUUUUGUCUUCGUCUGAUAAGUAAUCACAGAUCUCUUUAUCCAGCAACUAACUCAAUGAAAUUACGUCGCUGUGCCAACAUGUUAAAUUGCAUAAAGUCCAUACAAAGCCUUCCUAACUAUUGUGCAAGACGUGGUAAUGAUAUCAGGGAUGAAAUAUUGAAUACUGUGAAGGUUUCAGCUGAAAAAUGGUACACUCUGCAAUUCGCAUGGCUAGAACCUAAAGAUCAGACUCAAGCCAGUGCAAUUUUGUCGCUCGUGUCUCUGUCCGAGGUUAUUGUAUGUGAUUUGCUUAAAGCUAUCAAGUUCUAUAGUAAAAUAUUCAACGAAGUUGGUGUUGAUUAUUUCUUAACAACAUAUAUGUCUUUGGAAAGACUGCUUGCUUCGGACAUGCGUCAAUCCAUUGCAAAAAUGGAUGUAAAAAAAUUACAAGUGGAAGUUGGCGAUGGAGAUUUGGGAACGAAAUUGUUUUCGUUGUAUUUGGCGGCGAGAGAAAUCAUCGAAUAUCGAAAAUAUUUGACUAUCAGUGAGAAUAAAGAAUUUGCCUUCGACAACAGUCAUGUUUGGUUCAAGAAGUUCAUAGAUUAUUGGUUUCGCGUGGCUCAUCAAAAAGCUCUGGCUCGAAUAACGAAAGCCGUUGAAAUUGACCAGACGGUCGCCAUUGAUUCAAGUGUACAAUAUUCAACUUCUGCUGUUGACGUCACUUGUUGUUUUUAUCAGCUGUGUGAAUUUUGGAAGAGAUUACAAUGGCCUAAUGCCACAGAAAGCUAUCUUUUUGUUCUGAAAAUAAGCGAUGAUAUAUGCGAAGCAGCUCGACAUUACGCUGAAGAAUUGGGAAAUAAACUGAAAGCCAACAACUAUUACAACGAUAAUCCUUCCUAUUUUGGUGUAAGCGAAUCUUUAUGCAUCACAUUAAAUAAUCUGGCCUAUACUCAACAAUGGCUGAAGGAGCUUGAUACGCACUUAGACUGGCACAGUGUCAUCAGAGACAUGAGACUUGCGCAUGACAAUGAGACGGCAACGAAAUCCGAACUCACUUUAAGACAGUUAUCCGAAAACACACAAGAAGUUCUGUUCAAUAAAAUGGACGAAAUGAUUGAUCAUAUUGUAAUGAAGAUGUCCAUAGACUUGAAAAGAUUUAUUUCUGAACUCGUGAGCAGCAACGAAGACAUUGAGAUUGCCGAUGCAAUGGAUCCGUUACUCGCAUACCUUGAAAAAUCAUUGAAAACAUUUUACGAGACUUUGGUUCGUCCUGUUUUUGACAGGACGUUGCCUAAUCUUUGGAAUGGACUCGUAACGAUUGUUGUCGAUACCAUCAAACAUGAUAAAGGGAGAUCGCCAAUUUUCUAUCAACGAAUGAAUCAAGUCGUAAAGGUUCUCACAGAUUUCUUUUGCGUCGAUGGCAUUGGUAUACCACGGGAGAACAUGAUAACUGACGAAUUAAAGGAACUCCUUGACGAUCUUGGUAUUCGUCAGCUUACAUCGGAGAGACUUAUCGAAGAAUACUAUGCUGAGAAAAUGAUCGAAAUGUUGGAAAAACCACGUGAUUUAGGAGAACUGGCGCUCAGAAUGUUUUACGAUUCCAGGAAUGAGAAACUCCACAUUGAACUGUUAAAUGGUAGAAAUUUACCUGCAUUAGACUCAAAUGGUUAUAGUGACCCGUAUGUUAGGUUGACUCUUGCUCCACGUCAUCUCUUUCCCAUGGCAACAGUGGAAAGGACUGACGUCCAAUGGAAAACGCUUUUUCCAUUGUUUGAUGCGAAGUUUCAGUACUCUGUGUCGGCCGAGUCAUGUAAACAGCAUGGCGCUCACGUCCAACUGACCGUAAUUGAUUAUGACGUCCUGACAGAUGACAUUGCUGGUCAAGUGUUUGCAUCACUCAAUCAUGUACCAGGCCUCGAGACCGAAAUCCCGGCCACUUUCUCUGGUAUUGAACAAGUCUUAGUACCCGUCAUUCACCCCACCCCAGAAGGGAAAUAUUUUGAAAUUCUUAAAGCAAGAAGCGACGAGUUGGCGAUGAAAUUCGUGAAAGAAAGACAAGAUAUUUACCAAAAACUUUCACCUAUACGGAAUAAAGCAAAAGGGAAAGGUUCUUAACUUACGAGAAAAAUUGCAAGUUAAAAGUGUUCGGGCAAGAACAGUUGCAAAGGCAGCUGGACAUGCUAUUAUGACUGGCUAUCAAAAGGGAAAUUGGGAUACUUGCUCUUUUCCAUUCAUGAUAAAAUGUUUUGUAGAGGGUAUUUACUAUUUAAUUUCGUCAAUAAAUUAUUAGCUGUGGUUCUUUAUUCUUAAAGUGCUACAGCAGAGAA